GAACGUCCCCGUGGCCUGCGGCGCCCGCUGGUUGUCAGGGUAACCGCGCCUCUGCUUUGGAAGAAAUUCUCUGCUGGGUUUGUACGCGAUUUCCCGCGCAGCUGGCUGUGCCUUUGAGGCGUUGAGCAGAACGAGGGCCUGGUGGCCCUGUGAUGGAGGGCCAUCGACAGGCUUUGUGGCCUCGGCCUUUGAGAUCAGCAGUUUCUCGUCUCAAACGGAGACCAUAAAUAAUAAGAGUAGUUUCCGGGACUAAGUGUAAAUGUAACGCCUGGCGGUAGUAAGCGCUCGCCAAGUGUUACCAUCACCCUCCCGAUUGAAAACGGCAGCACAGCAGGUUAGAGAAAUGCAGGCUCCUGGUUUGGUGUCCAGGGCGACAGGCGGGAGCUCAGCAGGCUAGGAAGCCGCCCCCACCUGGCGUCCACCCCAGCCUGGGCUCGCGGGAAGGGGCGGGCGGCGGCGGCGGACACGUGGCCCUCGGGGACAAGGUCGCGAGCGGGCGGCGGAGGAGCUGGGACAUGGCACGGUGGGUUCGGCCUGCUCUUUGCGUCCUCAGGCUCUGGGGCCCUGCAGGGUGGAGGAGUCUCUAUACGGAAGUCAGAGGUGUCCUGGGGGAGGGUCAUCAAGGGCCUUCCCCUGGAAGAACAAACGUGGUGACCACCAGCCUUUGGGGUAUGAGAAAGGUAUCCUGUGCAGUGGGGCUGGCAGCCCUGAACUCUGGCAUUGCAGGUGGAAGAAGACCUAUAUCUUUUUCUGCUAGUGCCUCAAGAAUCUUUGGAAGUGGAAACAACAGUAAGAAGAAGCUUUUUCUUCAGGAUAUAGCUGAGCUGAUUCGAGCCAGAGCCUGCCAGAGGGUGGUGGUCAUGGUGGGGGCCGGCAUCAGCACGCCCAGCGGCAUUCCGGACUUCAGGUGCCCCGCAGUGCCUAGCUCCUCCCUCACCACCCUGGUUCGCUCCACUGCCCUGCCCGCUUCGCAGGGCUCAGAGCCUCUUGCUCCUCUUUGCAGGUCUCCAAGGAGUGGCCUCUACAGCAACCUGCAGCGGUAUGACCUACCAUACCCUGAGGCCAUUUUCGAGCUCACUUUCUUCUAUCACAACCCCAAGCCCUUUUUCACUUUGGCCAAGGAGCUGCACCCCAGGAGUUACAGGCCCAAUGUCAUACACUACUUCCUCCGCCUGCUCCACGACAAGGAGCUGCUUCUGCGGCUCUACACACAGAACAUCGAUGGGCUCGAGAGAGUGGCUGGCAUCCCUGCCUCAAAGCUGGUUGAAGCUCAUGGAUCCUUUGCCUCUGCCACGUGCACUGUCUGCCGAAGGGCCUUCCCAGGGGAGGACAUUUGGGUUGACGUGAUGGUGGACAGGAUCCCCCGCUGUCCAGUCUGCACUGGCAUUGUGAAGCCUGACAUCGUAUUCUUUGGGGAGACACUGCCCCAGAGAUUCUUGCUGCAUGUGGUUGAUUUCCCCAUGGCAGAUCUGCUGCUCAUCCUUGGGACCUCCCUGGAGGUAGAACCUUUUGCCAGCUUGUCUGAGGCCGUGCGGAGCUCAGUGCCCCGACUACUCAUCAACCGGGACUUGGUGGGGCCCUUUGCUUGGCGUCCUCGCAGCAGGGAUGUGGUCCAGCUGGGGGAUAUGGUUCACAGCGUGGAAAGGCUGGUGGAGCUUCUGGGCUGGACAGAAGAGUUGCAGGACCUCAUGCAGCAGGAAGCUGAAAAGCUCAAUGGAUGGGACAGAUAGGGUGAUGGCUGGUCCCCGUCACUCCCGGGACCAGAAAUGGUUCCACGGAGUCAAUGCUCAUCGCUAAGGAAACAGUUUUAGCUGAACUGGAACCUGCAUCCUAAGGAAGAACAUGAGGCUGCCCAGGUCACGAACUCUACGCCAACCAGUUGUGUUAUGCUCACACCAAAGACCAUCCAUCACAGGUGCUAGAGCUGCCUGGCACCUUUCUGCUAUUGGACUCUUCAAUCUGCUGAAACUUGUGGUGGAUGGCAAGCAAAAAGCUUUCUUUUGACCACUUGAACUCCAACAGACCACUUGAAAUCUCCAACUGGAUCAGCUGUGUCCAGGUCUCCACCUGAAAGGCAGUCUCGGCAUCUGUCUGUUAAAGACACAGUCUCGCUGAGUGGCCUCAGUCACUCCCAAGGCAUGGUCCUGAAUCCCAAGUAAUAAAAUAGGAGGCCUCUAGUAUGCUGGCCUCCUUACUAGAGUUAUGUUUAAUUAAAGAAACUAUUCAUUUCUGGCA
This is a messenger RNA of Suricata suricatta (meerkat), 2235 nucleotides long. RefSeq names its product sirtuin 3 (gene SIRT3). The record is from RefSeq and is a predicted model, not a curated record. Gene Ontology annotation, molecular function: NAD+ binding; histone deacetylase activity, NAD-dependent. The coding region runs from base 516 to 1730 and encodes 404 amino acids. The transcript has 7 exons. Lineage: Eukaryota; Metazoa; Chordata; Mammalia; Carnivora; Herpestidae.